Molecule: messenger RNA, 3259 nt
Organism: Pyrgilauda ruficollis (rufous-necked snowfinch)
Lineage: Eukaryota; Metazoa; Chordata; Aves; Passeriformes; Passeridae
Gene: SAMD11
Product: sterile alpha motif domain containing 11
Exons: 15
Coding region: 163-3195 (1010 amino acids)
Biological process (GO): positive regulation of transcription by RNA polymerase II
Molecular function (GO): protein binding; RNA polymerase II cis-regulatory region sequence-specific DNA binding; DNA-binding transcription activator activity, RNA polymerase II-specific
Source: RefSeq, a predicted model, not a curated record
GGAAAUCUUGUUUGCUCGGAGUCUCCGAACUGUGCGGUGACUUCUGAGCACCGAUCAAUACGUGUCUGUCCCGGCUCGGGGGCCCGGCCCAGCCCGGCGCGGCGCUCGGGGGCUGCGGGCGGCGGCGCGGGGAGCGCGCAGCUGGCGGGGAUGGCACUGUAGAUGUCCGUGUGUCUCAGAGACCUCUCCGAGAUGUCAGGUAUUAGUCCGGAGGGGCAGAUCUGCGAGCCACACAGCAGCUCCCGGGUCUACGGUACAUUAGGCUCUCCGUGGGAGAGGGAUCCCACACAGCUCUGCUGGGGAGCCAGCCCAGGAGAUUUGUUCGCGGGCUGCUCCGGGGGAUACCAGCCACCUCCGGCACCCGAGCGCCAAAGGUGCUUGUGCUGCUGCUGCUGCUGCUGCUGGCGCAUUUCAGCCAAACUCCAGCCAGAGCGAGGGCAAGUUGAGCCGGAGACAUUGGAGCCGCUGUGCUUUGGAGACGCCAGGGCGCACGGGGAGCGCGGCGGCACCAUGCCUGCUAUCAAGAAGGAGCGACUUGACAGAGAAGAGAUGGCCCUGGCAGCUUUCAACCAGCCCAUGGAAACCUUACCUGACUACCUCGCGCCUCUGGCCGCCGCUGCCAUUCCGGUGGUCACCCCGCACCCGCCGGCUUACGAGCAGAUCUUUGCCCACCGCGCGUACCUGGGCUUCCACGAGCCCCACCACCCCCACCCGCACCACCCCCACCACCUCCCCGAGGACCUGAUGCUGGAGAGGUUUUCCUCCAUCCCGGAUUUCCAGCCCUUCUUUGACAACGGAGAGCCUUGCAUCGAGGUGGAGUGCGGGGAGAACAAGGCGCUGCUCUACAUCAAUAAGUUGUGCCAAGGGAGCAAAGGACCCUCUAUCCGGUACCGGGGAGAGUGGCUCACCCCCAACGAGUUCCAGUUCGUCAGCGGCAGAGAGACGGCCAAGGACUGGAAGCGCAGCAUCAGGCACAAAGGGAAAAGUUUGAAGACUCUUAUGUCCAAAGGAAUCUUACAGGUACAUCCUCCAAUCUGUGAUUGCCCUGGGUGUCGAAUUUCGUCUCCAGUGAACCGGGGCCGCCUGGCAGAGAAGAGGAGCAUCCCGCUGCCCCCCAGCAGGCUCCCCAAAAAAGAGCUGGGCUCCACCUUCCCCCACAGCGAGGACAGCCAGGAGAGCGACCAGAGCAAUGGGCAGCAGCCCGAGGUGAAGCAGGAGGAGGACCUGCACAUCAGUAUCAUGAAAAGAAGGAUUCACACCCACUGGGAUCUGAACAUCUCCUUCCGAGAGACCUCUUGCAGCCGCGACAGCGACCUGUCCACCAUCAUCUCCAACCUGCACCAGAGCCGUCAGCUCGUUAUGCCAGAGAGCCAGAGCCGCUGUGAGUUCAAGAGGAACCCCCUGGACGUGGGGCUGGCAGCAGCAGAUGAAAUUUUAGGCAAGAGAAGAGUAUGUUCUCCCAACAGCAGCAGUGAGUGUCCUUUGGAGAGCAAGAAAGCCCGAAGUGAGUCCCCGAAGGAGACGUCGCAGACGCCGGUGCUGGAGGAGGUGGCGCAGAUGACCCCGGAGGAGCACUACAGGCGCAUGAUGUCGGCGCUCAACGAGCACGGCGCCUUCGAGGAGCAGCAGCAGCAGCGCCUCUACCAGCUGGCCAACAGCAUGGCAGUGCCCAGCCACGGAGAUCUGCUCCGGGCGCGGCAGGAGGUGGCGGCGGCGGCGGCGGCGCGGACCCCGGGCGCGAUGGAAGCGCACAUCCCCUCGGCCAGCAACUCGUCCAGCCAGCGCAGGAAGCAGGGCCUGCCCCAGCACAGGGACAGCCACUUCCCCGACAGGGAGAUAUCCCACCCACCGCCUCUGCUGUCGCCCCAGAACGCUCCCCACAUCGCCCUGGGGCCCCACCUGAGACCUCCCUUCCUCGGGGUGCCUUCAGCGCUGUGCCAGACGCCAGGUUACGGGUUCCUCCAGCCGGCACAGGCGGAGAUGUUCGCACGGCAGCAGGAGAUGCUACGGAAGCAAAACCUGGCCAGGCUGGAGAUGUCGGCCGAGCUGAUCCGCCAGAAGGAGCUGGAGACCCUGCACCGUCAGAGGCUGCUGGCCGGAGACCCCCUGAGCCUGCACCCGGGGCUGCCCCCGGACCACCCCGCGCUGCGCAGCGUGCACGACGUCCCCGAGGGCCACGCGCUGCGCGACGAGCUGUCCCGGCGCAACGCCAUGCUGGUGCUGCGGCACAACAACGCCCCGCUGCUGUCCCUCACCCCCGGCGGCCCCGGCGCCGCCACGCCGCCCAAGGAGCAGCCCCGGCGGGCGGGCGGCGGCCGCAAGGCCUCGCAGCCCCGCGCGGAGCCGCAGGGCCCCGGCGAGGCCCGCGAGCCGCGCGCCAGGGACGGGGCCCAGGACUGUAACGACGAGGAGAUGAAGGACUCGGAGAGCGACGCCGAGGCCGCCGAGGACAAGGCCGAGGCGCCGAAGGCCGAGGGCGGCUCGGCGGCGGAGCUCAAGGAGUGCAAGGACGGCGCGGGGAAGGCGUGCGAGGGGGCCAAGGAGGCGGGCGAGGCGGGCGCGGGCUCCGGCGUGGCCUGCAGCUCCUCCAGCGCCGAGUCCCCCAGCCACCUGCUGGGGCCCGGCAUGGGCAAGGCCGAGGUGAAAUACCUCCCUCCCGCCUCCCUGCCCGCGCCCCAGCCGCUGCCCUUCGGCUUCCCCUACACCAUGAGCCCCUACUUCCACGCAGGCACCAUGGGAGGUCUGUUUCUGGAUGGGGAGGAGAGCCCAGCGCUGGAGGACAUCAGCAAAUGGACGGUGGAGGACGUCUGCAGCUUCGUGUCCAACUUGUCUGGCUGCACUGAGUACACUCAGGUAUUCCGAGAGCAGGCCAUCGACGGGGAGACCCUGCCCCUCCUGACAGAAGAGCACUUACUGAACAACAUGGGGCUCAAGCUGGGACCUGCCCUGAAGAUCAGGUCACAGGUGGCCAAGCGCCUGGGCCGGGUGCUGUACAUGGCCGGCUUCCCGCUGGCGCUGCCGCUGCCGGCGCUGCGGGGCGCGGAGCGGGACGCGGCCCCGGGCGAGCCCCGGCCCGGCUCCCCCGGCAGCGCCGCCUCGCCCUUCGGCAGCGCCGCGCCCGCCAGCCGGAGCUCCCCGAGGCACGAGAACGGCAGCGCUGCCCUGCUCGGCGACAGCAGCAAAGCCCCGUCCUAACCGGGCAGGGGCACAGCGUGCUGGAGGAAGGGAGGGAUUGGAUUUUUUUUUUUUUUAAUUUUUU